UGUGUUACGUCUUUCCAUAUCGUAAGGUAACCCGCAUAUCACCAGUGACGUGCGCGUUGUUGACAAAAGGUAAUCGUAUGUAUGUGACGCCUGCGGGUGAAAUCGAAUAAAUUUUGUGAUUCACCUCUCCUAUCUUUCCUUCACUUCCCGUGGUCAUCACCGUGAAAACAAAAAAAAGUAGGAGGAUUAUGAGAGUUGGAUUGGUUUGGAACGUCGAUUGUUGAGACCAGUUUUGUGGGUGAAUCUUUAUAUUUUUUUCAACUUUUCAAGUUAUUUGCCUUUUUCCUUUUAUUGUCCACAACAUUGAUCAUCAAUUUGAAAAAGCAAAUCACAAUGUCAGUACGACGCAGAACCGAUUCGUCAAUGACGCAGAGAAUAUGGGAUGCAAUAAAGAUAACAAUAAACCAAAGGAGUUUACCAAGCAACGAUCGCAUUGUGAGGCACUUUGCGAGAGUUUACGGUGUGGCCGAGCACGCUGCCCAGGAAGAAUUGAAUAAAGCAGUAGCAGAUGGAUUAGUUUUUUUAAAAAAAGUACAGUCAAAGGGGGGUAUCGAGCAGGAGAGUUACCGACUCCCCUUGGAGCCACCUGAGGACGAUGGAUACGACUGGUACUGUUACGAUUGCCAUAAGGCAGGCCUAGUCGAGGCUUGCAAACAAUGUUUCCGGGUUUAUCAUCCCAAUUGCCACGUACCCAGUGAUUCCGAUACCAAAAUUUGCGCUUUCUGUGAGAAGAUUAAUAAUGAUUCAUAUCCCGAUAUUGUUGCACUCAAUCACAUUCUUGGCUUCACCUGUGGACAUCUGAAAGCCAAGUUGCCACAAGAAAUCACGAAUAGAAAAAUUGUGGGGGACAAUUCUACUGGGGAGGUACCUCAAGGAGGGAUCGUUGGGCCCACAUGGGUCAGUGAAGGAGAGGAUGUUUGGAGACCUGCCAUUCUCAUUAAGAAUCAUAUGGAUUUGACCAUUAUGGAAGGGAAGACUAAGCAGAAUGAGUAUAAGAAUCUUGCUGAAUUCCAGGCUGAUGCACACAACAUUCUACACAAUAUCAUCAUUUAUCAUGGAAAGAGUAGUACAGUUGGUGAAAUGGGUGUAACAAUGUAUCAAGAUUGUUGUUACGACUUGAAAGAAAUUCGGCGUUGUGCUGACUGCUACAGAAUAUCAAAUGAGAAGUCUGAAAAAAUGUGGUUCUGCAUUCCAUGUAACCCUCCACACCAACUGGUAUAUGCAAAACAGAAGGGUUACCCCUAUUGGCCUGCCAAAGUAAUGGAGAUAAAACACGAUCUGUACGAUGUUAGGUUCUUUGGUGGACAUCACAUGCGGGCAAACAUUGAGAAAGUCUUCAUAAAACCAAUCACUGCGAGUAUACACAGUCUCCAGCCAUCAGAAAAGGGAAAAUGGAAAGAGAUGAAGAUAAAACGUUCAGGGGCCUGGAACAAGGCAUUCGAAGAAUUGAAGCACCACCAGACUCUCCUGCAUAAGCUGGGAAAAAAUCGUUACAUUACCUGUGAACUAGAGGCUAAAGAGGACGGCCCAAAGCCACCAAAGAUCAGGAACACCGGAACAAAGGUAGCGUCUAAUGGCGCUUCAUUAAAACAGAUUAUGAAAGACUUGAGAGUGAAAGUUGAAAGGUUGAAUUCCGAUGGAAAUUUCGACUCACAGACGAGUCAAGAGACGAAGAAGGCGAUGAAGGAGAGCAGCAGUAGGUCAGCCAGUGAGGACAGGCAAGUGCCACUCCUACCAGUUGCUGAGGAUGAGCCACCAAGGGAGAUAUCCAGUACGUGUCCACUUGGGUUGAAGAAAGAAGGAUCCCAGGAGGACAUGGUUACUUCCAGUUCCCAGGAGCCAAGGACAAAGUGUGUUCUUGUACAGACAGAUUCAAGCCAGACCGAAGUUGUACCCGCUAAGUAUGUCAUAUGCUUCCAGGUGAAGAGAGAACGCAGAACAUCUGAACAACCCACAACCACUGGGCUUGAUAAACUGCGCAGGGAAAUGGAGUUAGAUAAAUGUCGGGAGCUUGAGAGACUGCAAGCUGAACAUGCUAAAGAGUUGAGGCAGAUGACUGAAAAGCAUCAGCAAGUUAUUUCGGAGAUUAAGAAGAAGCAAUGGUGUUACAACUGCGAAACUGAAGCAAUUUACCACUGCUGCUGGAACACGGCGUACUGCAGCACAGACUGCCAACAACUGCAUUGGCAAAGGGAGCACAAGAGAGUAUGCAGACGUAAACGCUAGUCAAACGUUCACUCUGCCUCCACGGGUACAAUAAUCCAAGGAUCCGCAUCAAUAGCGCUUCGUUGGUGACACUUUAAGAUCCUUCGAAAGAGACUUUUAAUAUUAAACAAUGAGGAAUCAAGUGAAGACAAUUGUUAAGGGCACUUAAUAUAUUAUGAUAAAUAUAUUAGUGAGUGAAAAAUGGCCAAGCAUCAUUCCGACAAUGGUUAAAAAUGGAUACGGAAAUCUUGAACGAUCGCUCUGAGAGUGAGAAAAUAGCUUUAGCACCCUUUGAAUUGAGACAAAUAUUUACUCUAUAAUAAUUAAAGUUAGAAUGUAAAGAGAUGUCUGACGUAUCUUUACUCGCGGCAAUCAAUCAAUGUUUCUUAUUUUGUUUUUUUUUCUCCAUGAUAAUUUGUUGCCCGAUUCGGCACUUGGUGUGGACAGAAACAUUGAAACAAUUACUAUAAGAAUUUUCACCCAUCUUGCCGUCAUAAAAAAAUUCAAUAGGUUAUAAAAAUUUUAAUUAGAUGUGGACUCUGAAUCAUUUAGGCAUUACUAAAACUCGACGAAUGUAUCUUCUUUUGCCAUCUAAAAAACGAGAAUUGCGAUAUAUCAAAUAAACUAUUAGAUGUGUAAUUUUUCAAAGGUGAAAUAUAUGGAUACAAUCAAUUGGAAAAAUAGCCCACCAUUUGAUACAAUGUUCUCGUUGUCUGAAACCAUUAAAAUUAAGAAAAAAAAACCGUGGAAAUGAUGCAUUUUCUUUUUUCAUGCAUAAAUCCCUAUAGAAAAGAGGGAAAAUUUAGUCUUAUUCAAGGAAGAUCAGCCAUUUUGAUGAUUAUCGUUGAAGUGAGUAUAUAAAGGAUAAAUGAUGAACGUAAGUUUUUAGGUAAACGUUAGUGACGUCAGCCUUCUUAAUAAUAAGUAUUCUCUCUUUUUGUUUAUAAAUCUAGGCAAUAAAUAUCGUUGAGUAUA
Molecule: messenger RNA, 3180 nt
Organism: Diachasma alloeum
Lineage: Eukaryota; Metazoa; Arthropoda; Insecta; Hymenoptera; Braconidae
Product: zinc finger MYND domain-containing protein 11
Exons: 7
Coding region: 334-2226 (630 amino acids)
Biological process (GO): regulation of transcription elongation by RNA polymerase II; G protein-coupled receptor signaling pathway
Molecular function (GO): transcription corepressor activity; protein binding
Source: RefSeq, a predicted model, not a curated record